Molecule: messenger RNA, 1023 nt
Organism: Cyphellophora europaea CBS 101466
Lineage: Eukaryota; Fungi; Ascomycota; Eurotiomycetes; Chaetothyriales; Cyphellophoraceae
Exons: 1
Coding region: 1-1023 (340 amino acids)
Source: RefSeq, a predicted model, not a curated record
AUGGCCGGAAGCAAAUACGACGACUACGACGACGAUCCAAAAUACAAGCGUUCAGCCAAGGCUGAAGUACCUCUACCACCUCCAAUUGACGUUGACUACGGUGACGCUCCGACACAGAAGCCACGUCGUCAACGCUACGCUGACGACGACCCAAUUGUCGACCCAAGAGACGCUGAGCCGAAAGACAGAAGCGACAAGAGAGCACGUGAUCGUCGAAGCGAAUACUACGACGACUCCGAUCGUCUGAAGCCUUCCAAGUCAGGAAGAGACGAUCGAGGUGGUUCAUCCGAGCCUCGAUCUCGCAAACCUAGCCCGUACGGGGACGCAGACGACGAGGACGCUGAUCCUCGCCCCAAGCGCAAAGAGAAAGUAAGAGACCGGGACAGAGAGCGAGAAAGAGACAAAGACCGGGACAGGGACAGAGACAGAGGCAAGUCGAGAGACAGAAUGCCUUCGUACUCUCCACAGCCUCGUGAGCGACGCCGGAGGGACGAUAUGUAUGAUGAAUUGCCUCGCCGGUCGAACACCACCAAGGACCGAAACCGUGGCUACGACGAUUACGACGAUCGUCCAAAACCCCGACGAGCCAGAGACGACGAUUACGACCGUGGCUAUCGGUCAGACAAAGAUCGCCGUCGGCACGAAGAUGAUUAUCGCCCUCGCAAAGACGAUCGCCGUCGGGACGACUAUGACCGUGGUUACAAGUCUGAUCGGGACCGUGACCGCCGUCGCUAUGAUGAUGAUCGUGCUCGCAAAGACGACCGACGCCGACGUGAUGAUGACUAUGAUCGUGAUCGGCGCCGGAAUGAUAGGGACCGCGAUCGGGAUCGCUACCACAGUGACCGUGACCGUGACCGUUAUAGGGGAGACAGAGAAAGACGUGGCGACAAAAAAGGUGGCUUCGACAUCAAGAACAUCGACGUGAACAAUAUUGGCGAGUAUGCUGAUAAGGCUCAAAAAUACUACAAGAGUGCAAAGCCUAUCAUCGAUCAGCUGCAGACCUUCUUGGUGAGCCGGAAGUGA